Ectocarpus siliculosus is the source of this 1579-nucleotide messenger RNA. NCBI's taxonomy places the organism in Eukaryota, Phaeophyceae, Ectocarpales, Ectocarpaceae. The record is from the annotation of a GenBank genome assembly.
CCCGCUCACUUUGGCAGUGCUCUCUCUCUCUCUCUCUCUCUCUCUCUCUUGCAGGUUGGCCAGAACAACAACCCCCAACCGCACACCAAAGCACGGCCUUUCCGUUCUUCGGGAGGGCGUCAUCGUAUCGCCAGGCUCAGUGACUUACUUCUUUUGGGAUAAGCGGCGAAUCCCACCGGACUUUUGGCGGCCUGCUUUUUGGGGGAAGUGAAGGAUGAAGCUCUUGGUGCCGCUAUACAUCUACCCUCUCCGUGAUGAUUCUCUCGCGAGGGAAUGGCAGGAGAUGAAGGACGCGGGCGACGCCGGGGUGUCGGUGGUUGCGAUUGCAAACCCGGGGUCCGGGCCGGGCACGGAGGGGGACCGCGGACCGUACUCGAAGGGGAUGCAGGCGCUGCGCGACAGCGGUGUUGAGGUGAUCGGCUACGUCGCGAGCGGGUACGGCAGACGAAGUGAGAUCCAGGUCAAGGCGGACAUCGACCGGUACAAGGAGUGGUACGGGGAGUGGUUGUCGGGAAUCUUCUUGGACGAGGCCGCGUGCGUCUUCGACGACGCCAGCGAUGGGGACGGAGCCAUGUGCGCCAGGUACCGGGGGUACCACCAGCGCAUCCGGGAGCUGAUGGGAGACUCGGCGACGGUGGUGAUGAACACCGGGUCGAUGAUCACGGAAAAGGCCCUCACGGACGCCCUGGGCCCCGACGUGGUCUGGAACGUUCUCGAGAACAGCCGGUCGUCGCUGGAGAAGGACUUCGGCAAGGUCGCCACUACCUUCACCCCGAUCACCAAGAAGGUCACCGCUACCACCAAGAAGAAGAAGACGUGGAAGAUGAUGCUCGGCUGCGGCGGCGACGCGAACGCCGUGGAGGGGCCUAAGGUGGUGGAGGGGACCCCGCCGGCGGCACCGCCGCAUGUGCAGGGGAGGGCCGGGUUCAUGGUCCACGGGGCGGCGAGAAUGUCGUACGAGGAGAUAUGCCACUGGGUGAACCAGCUGGAAGACGGGGGCUGGAGCCACGUCUACAUGACCGACAAGAUCUACGACCCGGACUCCGACAACCCCGCCCACCACAACCCGUGGGAUGCUGUCCCGACGUACUGGGCUGACCUCGCGAAGGCGGUGGGGGAGAUCAGCGGUGCUGUCCGCAGAGACUUCGACGACGGGAAGAUUCCGCCCACGACUGCAGGCUCGUCGUCGUCAUCCAAAGCCGCCGUGUCGUCCUAAGCGUCAUUGGGGUCGACAUGGAGGAGAGACAGCGGUGUUUUCCUGGGUGUUUUUUGCUCAUGCGGUUGCCGUGAUAAGAAUGCCCCCCGAUGAGCCUCUUCGCAUGCCGAACCUGCACAACGCGAUGUAAAAUGGUGCAAUAGUUGUGUUUUUUUGUGUGUGAGUUUGUUUUUGGCUUGUUUGAUGUUGAUGUCCGUGUGGGUUUUUGAUUUUGGUUCCUCUGGGCUGACUCACGCUCUUUUUUGUCGAGUUCGGAUAGAUCCAAUUCCACACGACCGGAUUGGUGGCGAACGUCUAUGAAGAAUAAGACGCUGCCUCCUGCGCCCUGCUUUCUACGGUGCGUCGUGAUGUUUGCUUGACUGG